Symbiodinium necroappetens is the source of this 9324-nucleotide messenger RNA. The record is from the annotation of a GenBank genome assembly. NCBI's taxonomy places the organism in Eukaryota, Dinophyceae, Suessiales, Symbiodiniaceae.
AUGGCUGAAAAAGUAGGAUUGAUUCCCCGUAUUGUCUCCGCCAGUUUGAGUGGCGGCCUUCCUGUGCUGGUUUUGAUUACCGCUUUGGGCAUGGGUACUUUUGCGUUGCUGCAAACACCACGAGAGGAAGAGCCGCAAAUCGUGGUGCCGAUGUCUGACAUUAUCAUUUCGGCACCAACACUCAGCGCCCGCCAGGUGGAGCGCCUUGUCACAACGCCGCUGGAAAAGAUUCUCACCCAGAUCGAUGGAGUAGAGCAUGUCUAUUCCACCUCCGAAGAUGGUGGAGCGGUGGUCACCACUCGGUUUUAUGUCGGUGAAGAUCGCGAAGAUUCGCUGGUAAAGUUAUAUAACAAAAUAUUUUCCAAUCAGGACCUCAUUCCCCAGGCUGUCGCCAGUUGGGUGAUUAAACCCGUUGAGAUUGAUGACGUACCCAUUGUCAUUGCGACGUUGUGGAGUGAUACCCCGGCAAUUGAUGAUUAUGAGUUGCGCCGGCUGGCUGAUGAAUUGGCCAUUUCCCUGCAGGCAGUAACCGAUACGAACCGCAUUGAGGUGAUAGGCGGGCGUACCAGAGAGUUUCGUGUCGACCUGGACCCUACCGCUAUGGUUGCCCGCCAGACAGAUAUUGCGGACAUUCUGUUUGCGCUGUCGGCUUCAAACAUUCGAAGUCCUGCCGGUAACCUGCAAUUGGCUAAUGAGGAAAUAAUUGUUGAAACCGAUGCGCGUAUCCGGGACAUAAACACGCUGGCCCAGCUGACGGUGAAUGUCCUCGAUGGUGUGCCUGUGCCCCUGGAAGAUGUGGCUGAUGUGAUUGACGGGCCACCGGCGCCAACCAGCUAUCAUUGGAUUGGCUUCGGACCUGCUCAUGCCCAGCACGGGGCGCAGCAGUAUCCUGCUGUGCAUAUUGCGAUAGCCAAGAAAAAAGGCAGCAAUGCGGUCAAAGUGGCGCAGGAUCUGGGUGAACAUUUAAAUAAAGCUGCACGUGAACUGUUUCCGGCUGGGGUGCAUUUCGAAACCACCCGCGAUUAUGGUGCCACCGCGGAUCAGAAGAUUGGAGAUCUGGUUUCCAGUCUUGGCGUGGCGGUGGCAACGGUUGUGGUGUUGAUUGGUUUUAUUCUCGGCUGGCGGGCGGCUUUAGUGGUCGCGCUUGCAGUACCCAUCUGUUACGGCUUGACGCUCACGUUAGGCUAUUUUGCCGGCUACACCAUUAAUCGAGUGACGUUGUUUGCGCUGAUUCUGGCAUUGGGAUUGCUGGUUGAUGAUCCGAUCACCGGUGUAGAUAACAUCGAGCGCCAUCUUGGGCGUACUACUUCGUCGGGUUCCGAUAUUGUUAACGCCAUGAGCGAGAUACGCAUGCCCCUGCUCAUGUCUACGCUUGCUGUAAUCAUUGCCUUUGCGCCUAUGUCUUUCAUCACCGGGAUGAUGGGCCCCUAUAUGUCGCCUAUGGCUUUUAAUGUGCCAAUUGCGGUGGUAAUGAGCACCGUUGUGGCUUUCCUUGUUACACCCUGGCUGGGUAGUUUGUUGCUUAAACCUAAACCCGGAGGACAACCCAUCAGUCGUGAUGGUCUUUACGGUGUAUACGAGCGCCUGCUGCGACCCAUGCUGGGCAGUCGUCGGAAAUCCUGGAUAUUUCUCGGUGUUACCGCUCUGCUGUUUGUACUCGCAUUGUCAUUGCCGCUGUUGCGUCUGGUACCGCUAAAAUUAUUACCUUACGACAAUAAAAACGAAUUUCAGAUUGUCGUUGAUGCACCAGAAUCGAUGUCUGUUGAAAACACAGAAGCCGUCGUUGCGAACAUUGCGACGUAUCUGCAGAACGUACCCGAAGUUCGUACGGUCAGCACUUUCAGUGGUUCACACUCACCCAUGGACUUCAACGGGCUGGUGCGACACUACUACCUGCGCGGACGCCCUAAUGAGGCGGAAUUGCGGGUGACCCUGGCGGAUAAGCUGGCCCGGUCAGAUCAAUCCCAUGCGCUUGCUCUGCGUCUAAGACCAGAACUGGCGUUAAUCGCACAAGCGCAUGGCGUUGUUGUAAAGCUGGUCGAAGUGCCGCCGGGUCCGCCUGUUGUGGCCACGCUUGUUGCUGAACACUACGGCACCCCGACGACGGAUUACCAGACGUUGAUUGAUGCAUCUCUUUUUACUGCGGCGAGGCUCCGUCAGGAACCUGGCGUUGUGGAUGUUGAUGUCAGUGCUGCUGAGCCGUCUCUGCGGCAUGUAUUUGUGCCUGAUCAGGAGAAAGCCGGACUGUCGGGUAUCAGCUCGCAAACCAUCGCCACUGCGUUAAGCAUUGCCUCUUUGCAGGUGGAAGGUCUGCCAGGAAUCGCAAAAGUUCGCGGUCGUGGCGGCGUCACUAAUGCACCCACGCCCAUGGUGGCUCUGGGUGAGCUGGGAUCCAUGCAGACCCUGGCACGAGAUCAGCCGGUUUAUCACAAAGAUCUGCAGCGAGUGACGUAUACCUUUGCCGAGGUGGCCGGGCGGGUACCGGCUGCCAUUAUUUAUGACAUAGAUGCGGAUCGGGAUUUGCACGCUGGCUCGACAACACUACCGCGUGACGUGAAACAGCGAACUUAUUUUUCACCAGGCGGCGGGCUGGCCUGGCAUUUGCCUGCAGGUGUAAACCUGACCUGGGCAGGUGAAGGGGAGUGGGAUAUUACUUUGCGCGUCUUUCGUGAUUUAGGCAUCGCAUUUGCUGUGGCGAUUCUUGGUAUUUUUGUUGUUGUACGCCUGCAAACCAGUCUGUCUGCGUUGACAGGGAUCAUCAUGUUGUCCAUACCCCUGACAGCCGUAGGCAUCAUGCCGGGUUUCUGGUUUCUGAAUAUGGUGGCAAGUGGUCAAGUUGGAGAAUAUGCCGAUCCUGUACUUUUCACCGCAACAGCGAUGAUCGGCAUGAUUGCGCUUGCCGGUAUCGUGGUGCGCAAUUCGCUGAUGCUGGUGGAGUUUGUGCAACAGGAUCUGGCUCGCGGGGCGCCGCUGACGCAGGCAUUGGUUAAUUCAGGGUUAGCCCGCGCGCGACCUGUUUUACUGACAGCGGGUACAACCAUGCUGGGUAAUCUCGUAAUUACACUGGACCCCAUAUUCAGCGGCCUCGCCUGGGCGGUUAUCUUCGGGGUUCUUGCGUCAACCGCCUUCACCCUGUUUAUCGUCGCCGGCACGAUACAGGCCACCAGCGACACCAUUUUAGCUUCGCGAAUCAUGGCCACUAUUCUUCGUGUCAAUGUCAGAGCUGGUGAUUCGGUCAGUGUAGAUGAUGUGCUGAUUGAGUUAGAUAAUGAGGCAUUGCUUGCGGUGCUUGAACAGCGUGUGCAGGAAGCUGCAGCUGCGAAAGCCGCGCUCGAGGAAGCACAGCUCUAUCAGACUCGAACUGAAUCGCUGCGGGCUCAGGGCAAUGUGUCCAUCGCUGCGUUGGAUCAGGCGGUGACGGCAACCCGUCGUGCUGCUGCUUUCGAAGAGGCCGCCCAGCGAGCGGUGGCAGAAGCGAAAGCGGCAAUGAACUAUGCCGUCAUACGUGCCCCUAUGAGCGGUACGGUGGUAGAACAUUUUGCUGAAGCGGGCGAUAUGGCCUCGCCGGGACAACCGCUGCUUAAAAUUUUUAAUCCCGGACAGAUGCGUAUAGAAGCGACGCUCAGAGAGUCUUUGAUUGGUUAUGUGCAAUUGGGCACAGAGCUUGAAGCUUACGUUGAUGCUAUGGGGGAUAAACUGGUCGCCGUAGUUGAAGAGAUUGUGCCGUCAUCAGACCCGACAUCGCGGACGUUUGUAUUGAAAGCCAGACUCUCCAAUGCAACCGGUAUGUUUCCGGGCAUGUUCGCCAGAUUGUCAAUUCCCGUCGCAGAACAGGAAAACAUAUGGAUUCCAGCCAGCGCUGUGCAGCGGGCAGGGCAGCUCACCUUUGUCUAUGUGCGGGGCACCGGGUCUGACCAGCGUAGAUUUGUGCGGCUGGGGAAAACAGAAGCUGACCAGGUAGAGGUGGGAGUCGGCAUUUUCGGCAUCCGCGUCUUCAAGCACUUGGGCCUGACCCUGCAGCAUGAGAACCGUCGUGCCGAAGCCCGCCUGGUCAGCAAGAAGCAUAGGUCCGGUGCAGCGCAUCUAACCAUAGACGCGGUGGCGACAGCGGCGGCGGUUUCCAAAGGCGGGGUGUUGUAUCACUUUCCUUCAAAACAGGCUUUGCUUGAAGGCAUGCUGGAGUGCCUUGUCGAACAGAUAACAACGCGCACACGUACUUACCGAGAUGCCAACGCUGACGAAAAAAACGUCGCACUGAUCGCCAGAAUCAUCGAACAGCACGAGCAGACGCCUGAGCAAAAAGCGAUGUCUCGAGCAAUCCUUGCUGCCGCGGCAGAAAACCCCGAGAUGCUUACGCCAGCGCGGCAGGAAGUUCGCACAGCUUUCAAAGAAGCUGGAGAUGGAAGUGAAGCACUGGAGAUAGGUUGGAUUCUGCUGUUGGCGGUUGAAGGUCUGCGCUUCCUGGAGAUGCUGAAGUUAUUGCCUCUGCUUCCGCUGCGCGAGGGGCAGGCCGUAAGUAAAGGUACUUUGGUUGCUGCGUUAGACCCUACAGAUUUUGAGCUGGCGGUGCGUGAGGCGGAAGAACGUUUGGAUAAGAGCAGAAUUUUCGCACCCUUCGAUGCUUUUGUGGCCCGUAGAUAUGUAGACAAUCGAACAAAAGUCAGAAACGGCGACAAAAUUGUUCGUCUUUCAGAUCUAAGUGAACUAAAAGUUAUUGUUAGUCUCUCGGAAGAGUUGGUGGCAACGGUUACGCCUGAACGUGUGAUAUCGAUGACCGCAACAUUCGAUUUUCUGCCCGGACAGAAAUUUCCGUUGACCUAUCGAGAAAACACUGGAGAAGCAAACGCUGUGGCGCAAACGUUUAUGGUGACAUUCACCAUGGACAGACGCAACUUUGACUUCCCGGCCAUUUCAUUGAAUCUCGCCCGGCUGUCCAUCGACUAUCCGCUGUAUCCCUGGCUCCUCAUCAUCGCCUGUAUAGCAGGUGGCCUCUAUGGUAUCGACAAGGUUGGACGCCUUGAGGAUCCUAAAUUUCCACUCAAGCAGGCUUAUGUAGUUACUGUUUAUCCAGGCGCUUCUGCGACCGAAACUGAGCAGGAAGUCACUGACGUAAUAGAGGCUGCCUUGCAGGAGUUGCCUUAUAUCAAGCGGCUUACGUCAAAGUCGCUGCCGGGUCGAUCGGAAGUUCAGGUUGAGAUUCAAGAGCGCUACGACGACGACGAUGUGCAGCAGAUAUGGGAUGAGCUGCGUCGACGGGUCAGUGAAGCGGCUAUGCGGCUGCCACCCGGGACUCAAGGUCCCAUCGUCGAAGAUGAUUUUGGCGAUGUCUACGGCAUUCUCUAUGCCGUAUUCGCAACGGGCUAUCUUGAAAAUGAAAUAAGUGAUUUUGCCCGUCUGCUGGAAACGGGUCUGAACACCGUAGAACAUGUUGCCAAAGUCAGUACUUCGGGCGUACCGGAAGAGGCGUUGUUUGUAGAGCUUAAUCACGAACAGCUGGUGCGCCUGGGGUUGCCGACAGAUGCAGUCUUUCGCAGCAUCGGCGAGGAAAACCAGGUGAUGCCUGCAGCGUCGGUAGCCUACGGAGAUCGACGCUUGCGACUGGCCCAUACCAAUGCGUUUGAAACCGAACAGGCCAUUGGUGAAAUGCGCAUCGGUCGCCCUGGUUCCAUCGAGUUUGUGCGUCUGGGCGAAGUUGCCACAAUCCGCCGCGGUCCAGUGGAGCAACCUUCAGAGAUUAUCCGCCAUCAGGGUCAGCGGGUCUUUACCGUCGGAGUCUCUGUUGUAGAUGAUCAGAACGUAGUGGAAGUGGGUAGGGCGGUGGAUCGGCGAAUGCGCGAGAUACUAGACACUUUACCUAUCGGUGUAACCUAUGAACCAAUCUAUGCCCAGCACACAGUGGUUGAAGAUUCGCUCACCGAGUUUCAAAUCAAUCUGGGUCUUUCCAUUCUGACAGUGGUCGCGGCCUUGUGUGUAUUUAUGGGUUGGCGUGCUGGCACUGUUGUUGGCAGUGUGUUGUUACUAACGGUUCUGGGUACAGUGUCCCUCAUGACGUUUGGCGGAAUAGAGCUUCAGCGCAUCUCUCUGGGAGCUCUGAUGAUCGCCAUGGGUAUGCUUGUGGAUAACGCUAUUGUGGUGGCUGAAGGUAUGGUCACCGGUGUGCAGCGCGGUUUGUCAGCAAGGGAAUCUGCUGCUGCAUCGGUGCAGCGUACCGCUUUUCCAUUGCUGGGCGCUACCGUCAUUGGCAUUGCGGCAUUCGGCCCUAUUGGGCUCGCUGACGAUAAUCCCGGACAUUUUCUUCGAUCGCUUUUUCAGGUUGUGGCUAUCUCGCUGCUGCUCAGCUGGGUGCUGGCAGUUACUGUUGGGCCACUGCUUGGCAGUUACCUGCUGAAAGCCAACACAGCACAUUCCGAGAACGCGCUUUACAGUGGUUGGGGCUACGCAUGGAUAUUCGUUCUACCGCGGCAGAAGUUGAACGGCUUGAACCAUUGCUGCAAGCAGAUCCUGAAGUGGUUGCGGGUUAGAGAUAUCUCUAACAUUGACACGACCAGAGUACGUGUGGCUGAACUGCUGCAGAGUGAAAGCGUAGACGCCGAGUUGGCUGUCAGACCUGAUGCCCAUGUGCUGCGAGCUCUUGCUGAGCAGGCUUUAAACGUUUAUCUCACCCACGAUCUGAUUGAUCGAAAAACAGACUGGCGACAGCGUGAACUGACACUCUCUCCCCGAUUUGAUGAAAGCCGCGCACGUCAGGUUGGCAUCAGCCGCAACGAUCUGGCCACAGCCACGGCGUUCUCUACUACCGGCGUACGGAUUGGGACUUAUCGCGAUGAAGAUAAGUUGUUACCGAUUGUCGCGCGCGCCCCUCGCGCGGAGUUGAGCGACAUGCGAGCUGUGCAGGAUCGACAAAUCUGGAGUUCAGUGCAACAGGCCUAUGUGCCCUUGUCUCAGGUCAUUACCGGUGUUGAGCUGGAUGCGGAAGACAGCAUGAUUUUCAGGCGCGAGCGAACCCGCACAAUUGCGGCCCAGGCCAACCCGCCGGUUGGGCGUAAUGCCAGCCGGGUUUUUGAAGCCAUCAGGGGUGAAGUUGAGGCCAUCUUUCUGCCGCCGGGCUAUCAGUUGGAAUGGGGGGGUGAAUACGAAGCUAAUCUGGAAGCUAUGACGACGCUGACCAGCAAAAUUCCAAUGGCCCUGGGGAUAAUGCUGAUAGUUACCGUGCUUAUGUUUGGCAAGAUAAAACAGCCGUUAGUCAUUUGGCUUACAGUACCGAUGAUCAUCUGCGGCGUUGUUGUGAGCUUGCUGGCAACAGAUCUUGCGUUCACUUUUCCCUCCUUUCUCGGAUUUUUAAGCUUGUCCGGGAUGCUGAUUAAAAACUGUAUCGUCCUUGUUGAUGAAAUUGAUAAACGCCUGCUGGAAGAUGACUGGUCGCUAGAGACGAUCGCGCUUAACUCGGUGUACGCAGAUGAGGUGUUGCGUGUGACGCCGGAUGGGUUGGAUACAGCUGGCCUGUUCAAGAAGGCAAACAAAGAACGAUUUCGAAAAAAUCGAGAUGCAGGUGAUCGUAUUUCGCUGGAUUUCUGGCUAGAUACUCGACACACAAACGCGUCGGUCUCUUACGACACUGGUUUCUAUCGCAUCGCGAUAAUGUCCUCGGCGGGAGAAACAUCAUACGCUUACGGUCAAUUCCACAUCGUGUUGAAGAACAUCUAUGGCCAGUGGAAAAUCGUACAGGAUUGGGACACUGCGGCGAUUGGCGGUCGACCCAUUACGGCAGACGAUUUCAAGCGGCGGCAGCCUGCCAGAGCAAAUUUUGACGUUAACGUGACCUGGGUGCAUUUUCCUUUGCACCCGGAUACCCCGGAGGGUGGCAUCAGCAUAGAAGAACUGUUUGCCGGACGUGAUAUCGACAUCGAAGCCAUGUAUACGCGCAUGAAAACCUUGAUGGAUGAAGAGGGCCUGGCUUAUGGUCGGCGUACUCACACCUAUAACAGCCGCCUGGCGCAGGAGCUGGGCAAGUGGGCGGAUACGCAAACGGGUGGCUAUGCUGUCCACGACGCUUUGUAUAAAGCGUACUUUGUUGACGGGCGCAAUAUCGGCGAGCCUGAUGUGCUUGUUAAUAUCGCUGCCGAUGUGGGCCUGCCAGCCGACGCGGCUCGGGAGGUACUUGAGACCCGCAGUUUCAAAAUGGCGGUAGAUGCGGAUUGGGCUAAAUCACGGCAGUAUGGCGUGACCGGUGUCCCCACAUUUGUCGCCGGUGGCUACGGCGUUGUAGGCGCGCAGCCUUAUGAGACCCUGGCAUCGCUGAUGGAGCAGGGGCCUAUGAGCAUUGACGAAAACGCCGAUAUUGAAAACUGGAUCGCGCAAGAGAUCCCGGAAGACGUCAUUGAACCUGACUUGCCGAUUAUCGAUCCGCACCAUCACCUAUGGGAUCUGCGUAACCGUAACGGUAUGGGUUUUCGGCAGGAGGUCUAUCUGUGUGAGGAAAUCAGUCGGGACAUUUCUGCCAGCGGCCAUAACAUCGUACAGACAGUAUUUGCUCAAUGCGGCGCGUUUUAUCGCAGCGAUGGUCCGCAAGAGAUGCGAUGUGUUGGGGAAACUGAAUUUGUUCAUGGUAUUGCUGCCAUGAGUCGUUCAGGGAUCUAUGGACCAACACGAUUGUGUACCGGCAUCUUCAGCACUGCAGAUCUUCGUGCAGGUAGCGAUGUGGCUCGAGUGCUGGAGGCACAUUUGCACGCCAGUGAGUAUUUUCGCGGCGUCCGUACCGCAUUCCCUUCUGAUCUGAACGACAACUUUCUUAAAGGGUUCGCCCAGCUUGAGAAAUACAACCUCAGCUACGACAACUGGUCGCCAGACUUUUCACGGUUACCAAAACUUGCCGAACUUGCAAACAGAUUUCCGGCGGUGACAGUCAUCGUCAAUCACCUGGGUGGCAGGAUUGAUCCCAAUGCUGAUGAUGCUGAGUUGAAGGCAUGGCAAGCUGCGAUUGAUGCGGUUGCGGCCUGCUCAAAUACGGUGAUGAAGCUUGGUGGUGCACAAAUGCGCGUUGAUGACUGGGAGCCGCCUUAUCAUAUGCAUCAGGCGUCCGCGCCUUGGAGUUCUGACAAGUUUAUGCAGACCCUGUUACCGCGCUAUCAAUAUGCACUUGAGGCUUUUGGUCCCGAGCGAUGCAUGUUUGAAAGUAAUUUUCCGGUGGACAAAGAUUGUAUUUCUUACCGAACGUUGUGGAAUCUGUUCAAGAAGAUCGCAAAUGAACUCGGUUUGUCAGAAGCGGAGAAGCGUGAUGUUUUCAGCGGGACAGCUGCCAGGGCUUAUCGUCUUACGCCGCCGUAG